UCAAUACAUUCGUGUGAGCUGCCUAUUGAUGAACACGUGUUUUGACAUCACAGAGUGAAAAUGGUAUGAAGUUCGGUCGUAUUUACUUGGAUUGAAGAUGAGAAGAAUUAAAUCAGAAGAAGAUGUGACAAAGAACCCUGAUGAUGACGUAUGUGAUGUGGCUUUCCUCCCAUACAAAACUGAGGAGGAAGUUAACAAACCUCAACAAAAUCGCGCUUUCACGGAAAAAGUCGUUUACACAGUAUUUCUGUGUUCGGCAUUUUUCGUUUUUGGCUGGACCUAUGAACAGAUGGGCCCGGCGCUAUUGGACCUCCAGUAUAACACUGGUGUGACCUUCACCUUGGCCUCCGUGUACAUGAUGGCAGUCAACAUCGCUCAUAUCGCAGGAUCUCUGGGUGUCAGCAUGUUGUAUGGACGUCUGUCUACCUCUCUCAUCCUCGGAGUCAGUAUUAUGGGCGUUGCGGCGGCUAUGGCAUUCAUUCCUUGGUGCACAGAAUUCCUUCCAAUGCUGAUGGGACACAUUGUCCAGGGUCUGUUCGGGGGUUGUGUCGACUCCGUGGUCCUGGCAGAAAUGCUGUCUCUUUGGGGAUCCGAAUCGGAAUCUCCCAUGCAAGCUCUCUACUUCAGUUUCGCGUUCGGCGCCAUAGUGUCACCUCUCGUUGUCACCCCCUUCUUACAAAGCAAAAACGGAAACGCAACUGAGGACUUUGUUCACCAUGGCGACACUGCGCUCGAAUCGCAUAUCGACACUCUUGAAACAAUAUCAAAACAUGAAGAAAAUGUUUCUAAUGAAUCGAUACACGGACUUACCUCAUCGGUGACAAACAUAACUGGUGUUACUCAUAAUGCAUUAGAUACUGCUACCCACUUAAGUGAAACAAAAAUAGUAUCAUCAUAUAUUAAUUCGACUUGUGUACAGUAUGCGAACGUGUCAUUAACAAAUUGUCAUUACGAAGUGUUGCCAUCUCAGUAUUCCUCAGAACUUUACAUUCCUUAUAGUAUCUCCUCAGGACUCUGUCUACUCGUGUCACUGCCAUUCCUGGCAUUGUUCAUCCUUUCUUUAAUCAAGAAAUUCAAAGUUUCAUAUGUCGAUGAUGAAAUUCGCACUACAAAAGCGUUAACAAAUAAGCUGAAAAUAGUAACACUGCUGGUGACAGGAAUUAUCUCCGGUAUCGACACGGCUAUGGAGGACGCAUAUGGUGAUUUUCUUAUGGCAUUCUGUGUAUCACAAAUGGGAUGGACGAAACAAAAUGGCGCCAUAGCAACAUCGCUUUUUCACGGAUCGUUUGCAGUUGGUCGAUUUGUUGGUAUUUUUCUAGCAAUAUGCUUCAAACCUUUACAGUUAGUACUAUCAUACAGUGUUCUUUUAAUACUUGUCAAUGGAAUGUUUAUCGUUGGCGGGUUACACGGAUGGGAGAAAGUUGUAUGGAUAUGUAGUGUACUAGCUGGUAUUGGAAUGUCAGUAAUCUCGCCUUCUAUAUUUACGCUUACCGAGGAAUCGUUUUUCCCCGUGACAGGGAGAGUAGCAUCGUAUUACGUCAUUACCGCGUGCCUGGGUUCGGCAUUCAACUCCUUCCUGAUAGGAUACCUAAUGGAUACUUGGUCCUAUAUGUCUAUGUUUUACGUUCUGUGUGUAGAAGGAUUUAUCAUCUUUUUCAUGGCAUUAAUGUGUUACGUUUUACUGCGUAUGUUCUAUAAAGAAGAAAUACAAUGUCCGACUAUUGAAGAUAUUGAUACAGACGAUGGUUUGUAAUCUCUGUCAGGAGGAUGGAUUAUAGAUGGCAUGUAAAUUUUUUUUUGUUUUUUGUUUGUUUUUUGAUAACGCACGGGUUGAUAAAAAAGAAAGAUAAAAAAACAAAAAAACUUUUUUUUUUGUAUUAGUCGCAUUUUAUAGUCAAAUGGUCAAAGUAUGUUACAUAUUUUAGAAUAAAAAGCAGAAGAUAAUUUACAUAUACACAAACCUAAGGUACAUAAAACGCCUGUAAUGACUUUUAACCGAUUAAAAUAAAUAUGAAACGAUUACUUUGUGCUGUCAUUUGUAGACUUAAGUUAUAAAUUUCCAUGAGAAAGUUUCGAAAGCCUAUUCAAAAUCUAGUAUUAAUAACAUCUCUGAAAUAUCUUUAU
Ylistrum balloti is the source of this 2124-nucleotide messenger RNA. RefSeq names its product sodium-dependent glucose transporter 1-like. NCBI's taxonomy places the organism in Eukaryota, Metazoa, Mollusca, Bivalvia, Pectinida, Pectinidae. The transcript is spliced from 4 exons. The coding region runs from base 98 to 1753 and encodes 551 amino acids. The record is from RefSeq and is a predicted model, not a curated record.